CGGGGCGCUCGCGCAGCCGGCUUUUAAACGUUCGUCGAGUUUAAAUUUCCAGUGCGCGGAGCGAGCGGCUUUUCUCACAGAAGAUGGUGCUGCUGCUGGUCUGUUAUUAACCUUCAGUUACUGCUUUUUUUCUUCAAAAGUACUGAUAUCACAUCCAGGAAAUGGACUGUGAUCACCAAGAUCUGAAAGAGUCAAUGUUUAAUAAUUUCAGUGACGUUGCAGAUUGGGAAGAGAGAGACUUUGCUGGGUCAGAGGUGAAGGAUAUGAGAGUGGAAGCGGAGGCAGUGGUCAACGAUGUCAACUUUGCUGUUCGUCACAUGGCUGUCUCGAAAAGCCUCCCAAUUGGGGAAGACGUUGCCUACAUUAAUGUAGAAACAAAAGAAGGAAACAGAUACUGUCUUGAGCUAACUGAAGCAGGACUCCGGGUGGUAGCUUAUGGCUUUGACAAUGUGGAUGAAUCGCUGUCGAUGCAGUACCAUGAAACCAUUUACUCUCUCCUGGACUCACUCAGCCCAGCAUAUCGUGAUGCAUUUGGUAAUGCACUUCUGCAGAGACUUGAAGCUUUAAAAAAAGUACAGGAAUGAAAGGCCUAAUUCUUGUUCCUUGUGAUUUACAAUUCUCAACAAUUUUUUCUUUGGCUGCAUAAUGUCCUGUACGUUUGGUCCAGAACAAGAGGUGAUUCUCAUCCCACAAAGUUGGUGAAUUGUUUGUUUUUUUUUCCAUGUUCACACAGCAGUGUAGUUGGGAUCCACAUUCUUGAAGAAUUUCAUAACUCAUCCUCACUCCUACAGAGAGAGAGGAAGGAUGAUUGUAAGUUCCAUUACUGUAAUAAACUGCCAUAGCCCCUUUAAGAAAUCAGUCUGCAUAACUGCAGCAAUGAUGUUAAAGCACAGGCAACAGGAGAGUGCCUGUGACCCAUUCCCAUGUAAAGGGCAAUGGACAUCGUUUAGGGCUCUUGGUGAGAGAGAAGCAAGUGACUCUAGUGUCCAGAAUAGACCAUCGUGAGCUUCUCCUAGCUUUCUCAUUUAAAAAUGAGACUUGUUAACUUGUUAAUUUAGAAAGAACACCUUCCUGUGCUAUUUUAUUGUGAAAUGCAAGUCAAACCCCUGGAGUAACUCAAGUUCCAAGGUGAUAAAGGAAUUCUGCUGUUUCAAAAAAAGUUAAUGUACGUUUUACGAGAAAAUAAAAUAUUUUGGACACAGUUUA
Molecule: messenger RNA, 1206 nt
Organism: Stegostoma tigrinum
Lineage: Eukaryota; Metazoa; Chordata; Chondrichthyes; Orectolobiformes; Stegostomatidae
Gene: gskip
Product: gsk3b interacting protein
Exons: 3
Coding region: 162-584 (140 amino acids)
Biological process (GO): regulation of canonical Wnt signaling pathway
Cellular component (GO): cytoplasm
Molecular function (GO): protein kinase A binding; kinase regulator activity
Source: RefSeq, a predicted model, not a curated record